CAAAAAAUUUCAUCCGAAUAAAAGGAGAGUCUGUGAUACAAGGUGGAGUGUGUUAGAAAAUAUACUGGAGGAUUCUUCUUAUGAUAACAAAAUUAACACAUGAAGCCUCUGGAACAUGUUGGAAACUCUUGCACCCUCUUUACGGUUCCCAAAUCAUAUUCCAAAUUAACGUAGAACUUUCUUCAUCUCUCUACACUGAAAACACAUUCAUUUCAUUCUGUAGCAUCCAUAUGGCAUGGAUUCUUCAAGAACCAGGCAAACUUUUGGCCACAUUUGUCUCUCAACAUGCUUUAUAUAUGACAGACUUGCAUUUAUGGCGUCAUCGCUUGCUUGAAGACACAAAAUUUCAGUACCAUAGUCCAACCAAGUCUAUUCUACUAUCCAUCAUUGUCUGCCACAUCUUCCCUUAGUACUAGAAAUGAGGCUACAACAACUCAACUUGUUCUUUCUGUUGCUUUGUGUUGCCAAAGCAAACGGGUCUCUGCUCCCAUUCAUGGAUCCUCCCAUCACUCUCUUGGCUGAUCUCUGGUCCGAUCGCUUCCCAGACCCGUUUCGCGUGCUGGAACAUAUUCCGUUUGGGGUUGACAAAGAUGAAGCAUCCAUGGCCAUGUCACCUGCUAGAGUGGACUGGAAGGAGACCCCAGAGGGGCAUGUUAUAAUGCUGGACGUGCCGGGGCUGAAGAGAGAAGAGAUAAAGGUAGAGGUGGAAGAGAAUAGGGUGCUGAGAGUGAGUGGUGAAAGGAAGAAGGAGGAGGAGAAGAAGGGGGAUCACUGGCACAGAGUGGAGAGAUCCUAUGGCAAGUUCUGGAGGCAGUUCAGGUUGCCACAAAAUGUAGACUUGGAUUCUGUCAAGGCCAAGCUGGAGAAUGGGGUGCUCACUUUGACACUUGACAAGUUGUCACCUGGUAAGAUCAAAGGUCCCAGGGUGGUCAGCAUUGCUGGGGAGGAUCACCAACAAGGUAAUCUCAACAAUGAUGGGGCCAAGCAGGAGCUUUGAAUUGCUGUUAAAAUGAUCAUGUUAUGUUAGUCCUUCUGAGUACUAUCACCAAAUGAUCUGUGAGUAUGUUUAAUUUGUGAAUAAAAGCGUUCCACCAAGACAUUUCUGGUGGAAGGGGUUACUUAUUGAUCUUUGCUGGUGAUGAGUGUGUGUGUGUCCAGUAAUGUACAGGCUUUCCUAUAUCCUAAUGAAUGAGGAGUUUUCUUGUUCUAUAUUC
Molecule: messenger RNA, 1214 nt
Organism: Glycine soja
Lineage: Eukaryota; Viridiplantae; Streptophyta; Magnoliopsida; Fabales; Fabaceae
Product: 22.0 kDa class IV heat shock protein
Exons: 1
Coding region: 419-997 (192 amino acids)
Biological process (GO): response to salt stress; protein complex oligomerization; response to hydrogen peroxide
Source: RefSeq, a predicted model, not a curated record